GACGCAGAGCAUCAUGGACGAGGCCAAAAAGUACCUUUCAGACCGGCUGCUGAGCGAAGAGGUGCCGGUGACAUAUCGCCUCUUGAGCAGAGCGCUCAACAUCCGGGUCAAUGUCGCCAAACAGAAGCUCUAUGAGUUCUACAAGAGUCAGAAUGCUUCCAAGGUGGGCUCAGUGCAUGCCACCUACCUCAUCUAUGGCUCCAAGGCGCAAGACAGACAGCCAGACUCUGGCGACACCGACAUGGACGGCUCAGCGCCAGAGCAUGAGCCCCUUUCCGACCAUGUGCCCACCAAGACGGUCACUAUCGUGGCCGAGGACAAGCUGAAAGAGGUGCUGGCUGAAUACGAGCAAGUCUCUUCGUUCCACAUCUACAGUCUGGCUCCGUUUCCCCAAAGAGACCUGUCCAUGCUCUCCGACGUGUCAAGAUCGCUCUCCGAAUACAGAAAUGCAGAAGACACGGCAAAGGCAUUCGACACAUACGGCAUCAUCACCAAUCCCCAGGCCCGCAAGCGAGACCGAAAAGGCCGCCCCCAAAUCCCGGCCCCGAGUGCGCCCAAGCCCGUCGCCAAGCAGGAGUCACAGGCGGCCACGCCAAAGCCCAGUCAACCGGAAAAGGCCAAGCCAGAGGCCAAAGAAACCCCAUCUACCUCCGCCGAAGCCACUCCGUCGUCCAGCGCCGGCAAGAAGCCUCCCGCGACGCUAAAGCGCGGCGCCUCCGGGGGAAUCAUGCAGUCCUUUGCCAAGGCGGCGGCGAAGCCUCCCAAGGCGAAGCCGAAGCCUGAGCCUGAGCCCAAAGCCAAGGACGAGGACACCAGCAUGGUUUUGUCUGACGAUGGCGAAGCCGACGAGGAAGAUGUGCUUCCUCCUCUCAAGACUGUCGAUCUAGAGGCUCUGAAGAGGACAAGGAAAGAGCGUGAAGAGGCGCUUUUGCGCAUGAUGCAGGAUCCGGAAGACGAUGUCAAGGAGGCGGCCAAGAAGGAAUACGAGCAAUCAGACGAGGAGAUGGAAGAGGGAUCCGAGCCAGAGCCAGAACCCGAACCUGAACCCGAGCCCGAGCCCGAACAGCAACCAAAGGAAGAAAAGGAGCCUACGGAGGUGGUGUCCAAUUCCAGCAACGGCCGCCGGAGGGGCAAGCGACGGGUCAUGAAGAAGAAGCGCAUACUGGACGACCAGGGAUACAUGGUGACCAUUCAGGAGGCUGCGUGGGAGUCGUUUUCCGAAGACGAGGCUCCUGCACCAACACCAGCAGCUGCAAAAGCAACGCCUACACCAACGCCGGCUUCUUCGACUCAGAAGGCAAAGAAGGGAGCGGCUGGGAAGGGCGGAAGCCAAGGCAGCAUCAUGUCGUUUUUCUCCAAAAAGUAG
Trichoderma reesei QM6a is the source of this 1366-nucleotide messenger RNA. RefSeq lists its product as uncharacterized. Bases 14 to 1366 code for a protein of 450 amino acids. The record is from RefSeq and is a predicted model, not a curated record. Gene Ontology annotation, cellular component: delta DNA polymerase complex; nucleus. Gene Ontology annotation, biological process: nucleotide-excision repair, DNA gap filling; DNA synthesis involved in UV-damage excision repair; DNA replication. Gene Ontology annotation, molecular function: DNA-directed DNA polymerase activity. The transcript has 5 exons. Lineage: Eukaryota; Fungi; Ascomycota; Sordariomycetes; Hypocreales; Hypocreaceae.